UAUGAGGCAGACCAAGAAUUUUUCUUUGGCCAAGUUGUACAGUUUGAAUGUAAUAAAGACUAUAAACUUUCUGGAUCUAAAGAAAUACAUUGCUCAGCUGAUGGAAAUUAGAAUGCUGAUGUACCUACAUGCAUAGAGGUAACCUGCGAAUCACCAAGAAUUAAUAAUGGAAAUUUAAUGACUCCAAAGAGAGUUUACAGGGAGAAUGAACGAUUGCAGUUUACUUGUAAUCCUGGAUAUACAUUCGGUGAAAGAUCUGAUGCAGAUUGUACAGAAUAUGGAUGGCGUCCAAAACCAUUUUGUAAAGAAAUUAGAUGUGAUCCUCCAACAGUGACUAAUGGAACCUACCACCCUAAAAAGAAAGUGUUCAGAGAAUUGGAAGUAAUCAGAGUAGACUGUAAUCAAGGAUUUCACUUUGAAAUGGGCAAUAUGGACAGGAGAGCAGAAUGCACAAAGAAUGGCUGGUUACCUGUUCCAAGAUGUAUCUUGAGACCCUGUGACUACCCACAUAUAGAAAAUGGAGCAUUAAGUGGAUAUUAUGAAAAUCACAAAGAACGAGCCUUUCCAGCACAGUUAGGUGUGUCAAUUUACUACGGAUGUCUUGAUGGUUACGUAUCUGAAAGCGAGACGACGUGGCCUAUGAUCACAUGUACUAGAACGGGCUGGUCUCCUGCACCAAAAUGCCUUAAAAAGUGUUCUACUGGUCAUUUGGAAAAUGGUAGAUUUCUGCCUGGCUAUAGGAACACCUACAAAGAAGGUGAUGAAAUUUCAUAUGAAUGUUCUGAUAAUCUGCGAACCAAAGUUACAUGCACAAAGAAUGGCUGGUCACCUACUCCAAGUUGUACUUCUCACAAAAUAUGUGGAAAAGUUGAGAUACAGAAUGGUUAUUUCUUCGAAAGUAAGAACAGAUUUACUUUAAAUGAGGAAGCAACAUAUAGGUGUCGGAUUGCUUACACGACUCCAGAAGGAAAUGAGAUGGGGAAGACACAGUGCCUUCGAGGAGGAUGGACUCCUUUACCAAAGUGCAUUAAAACAUGUGAAAAGCCUCGAUACGAGCAUAUUAAUUUCCACACAAAUCAAAUGGUGUUUCUGCCUGAAGAAAUACUGGAAUAUGAAUGUGCGGAUGGACACCAAACUGUAAAUAAAAUCACAACAGGUUAUACAGUGUGUGGCAUAAAUGGAUGGACUCCUGAGCCCCAGUGUCCUGCCAUAGAAUGUGAAAUGUUGAGAUUGGCCCAUGGCCAGGUUUCCCCCCCGAAAGCUAAAUACGAUAAUGGAGAUGUGGUAACUUUUUCCUGUGCAAAAAGUCACAAACGAGUGGGACCUGACUCCUCUCAGUGCUAUUACUUUGGAUGGUUCCCAGCAUCUCCGACAUGCAAAGAGGAAACAAAAGCUUGUGGGCCACCACCCAGCAUUACCAAUGGGAAUAUUAUCAGUGAACUUCAUGAGGAAUAUGAACAUGGCGACUCAGUGGAAUAUGACUGUGACCUCCGUUUUAAAAUUAUUGGAUCAAGAAAAAUAGAAUGUAUUGAUGGGGAAUGGACAUCUUUACCUUCUUGCACAGAAGAGGAAAAAACCUGUGGACUACCACCCCCUAUUGCCAAAGGGAAAGCUGUCAAUAUAGACAAUCACCAGUACGGUCAUGGAGAAACAGUGGAUUAUGAAUGUGAAAAAAACUAUGUAAUGGUUGGGCCAAAGACAGUGAAGUGUCUUAGCGGAAAAUGGAUAUCUUUGCCUUCGUGUGCUGAUCAAUCUGCUACAUGUGGACUUCCAGAGAAUUUUGAGAAUAUAGCCAUUUUACAAACUCCCAUCAAGAAAAGGAUCUAUAAGCACAAAGCACCUAUAAGUUACAAAUGUAAAACAGAUGGCACAAACUUUAUACAAUCAACUUGUAAAUAUGGGGAAUGGACACCCAAACUUGACUGCAUAGAAAGAAAAUGCCCACCUCCACCUCAGCUCCCGGGUGCCAUCAAGAUCACAGAGACACGAAACUACGAGAAUGGUGAAAAAAUAGCUUUUACGUGCCUAAAAGCUUUUGAACACCAAGGAGUGAAAGAAAUAAUGUGUGAAAACGGGAAGUGGCAAUCACCACCGCGCUGUGUUGAAGAAAAAUUAUGUUUCCAGCCACCUUCCAUAGCAAAUGGUGAGAUUCUCAGUCUAGAAAAUCAGAACUUAAGACAGGAGCAAUCAGGACCAGUGACUUAUCGGAAUGGUACCAUGUUAACGUACAGUUGUAACCCUGGCUUCAUGUUACGUGGACCACCUGAGAUAAUUUGUAAGACUGGAAAAUGGACCUCAGCUCCUACAUGUGUUGAAAUGCCAUGUACAGAUGUUCCAAAUAUUAUCAAUGCUCAGACUGAAGGCAGAGUGAAGAAUAGUUAUGAGCCUGGUGAAACAGUACGUUAUCAAUGCCAUCCUGGUUUUACCAUCAGUGGAUCAUCAGAUGUUACGUGUAAAGCAGGAAAGUGGUCCACACAACCUGUAUGUGAAGGUACAAUGAGUAAUUUGAUCUAACUUCAUAGAAUCUAG
Molecule: messenger RNA, 2529 nt
Organism: Terrapene triunguis (Three-toed box turtle)
Lineage: Eukaryota; Metazoa; Chordata; Testudines; Emydidae
Product: complement factor H
Exons: 14
Coding region: 178-2514 (778 amino acids)
Source: RefSeq, a predicted model, not a curated record